GGCAGAUUGGCCUCAAUCCACAAACAAAAUAACUUCAAAUGUGGCGAUUAGCAGUGAUAAUGUAUGGAGAGCUUAUCUCGACAAUAUCCCUCCACUAUCUCGUCGGCAAAACAGUGCGGAACCCACUUUCUGCUUGGUGAUAUGGAGUCAAUGGCCACCCCCGCCCUCGGGAGUGGUGCCGGCAAUUUCAAUGAAAUGCGUAUAAGAAGAGAGGCUGAAUGCUCACAACUUUUAUACUUUACCAUAAUCAUAUUCGUGACAUCAAUAUACACAGAUUGUUAAACUAUCCAAGAAUUUCCCGUCAGAUUUCUAAUAAUAAAACAAUCAUGGGUGGCGAUUCUAGUGCUUUGGCGGGCGAUAUCAAAGUUGAAGUCGACGCAGCAAUCGAUAGUUUGAACCAGAGACUGCGGGAAGUUAACAGAAAGAUUUGGGAGAACCCUGAGCUUGGUGAGCAAGAGUUCAUGGCCCACGACACCUUGUGUUCCUUCUUAGAAGAACAAGGCUAUGCAGUUACGCGCUCGGCCUAUGGCAGACCCACCGCGUUUGAGGUCCUCUCCGGGUCGGGAGGUCGUCUCGUCAACUUCAAUGCCGAGUAUGACUGCCUCCCAGGAAUUGGUCAUGCAUGCGGCCACAAUCUUAUCGCCACUAGCUCUGUGGCAGCUUUCUUAGGCCUAUCCAUGUCGCUGAAGAAGCUGGGUGUUCCGGGUAGAGUACAGCUGCUUGGAACCCCUGACGAGGAGGGCUCAGGUGCGAAGAUUAAACUGCUGGAGGCAGGAGCUUACAAAGGUGUUGAUGCCUCGAUGAUGGCUCAUCCCAUCUCAGGAGAAAUGAGUGGCAGUGGAGACGCAGUUAAUGAUGGCGUGGCUGGCGUCCGCAUGAUUGCCCGCCAAUUCCUCAGUGCUGAAUACCGUGGGAAGAAUGCCCACGCUGGCGGCAACCCGUGGAAGGGAGUUAACGCCCUUGACUCUGCAGUUGCCGCAUAUAAUAAUAUCUCGCUCCUCCGCCAGCAGACGGCGCCAGAUGAUCGUAUCCACAAUGUCCUACUCGAGUCUGAGAAGACGGUGAAUGUCAUCCCAGCUUAUGCCAAAGCAGCGUACCAGGCGCGAAGCCCGCGUUUGGCGAGUCUAAAGGUGUUAACGGCAAGGGUGGUUAAUUGCAUCAAUGCUGCUGCAUUAGCAACCGGCACUGAUGUCAAGAUUACAUACGGGGCUUUGUACGCCGAUGUCGUCUUGAACGAAACCAUUUGUGGUCUGUACACCGACCACACUGCAAGAUAUGGGCAACAGGUCACGAAGAUCUCGCCAAUCAUCGUGACAGGCUCGACAGAUCAAGGCAAUGUUAGUCAAGCUAUGCCCUCGCUCCAUACUAUGUUCUGCAUUCCCUCGGAAGAUGGUGUUGGCCCACACAACGCUGGUUUCGCCAAGGCUGCGGGGACUGAUGUCGCUCAUGAUAAGGCGAUCAUAGUUGGGAAAACUAUGGCGCUGGUUGGGUUUGAUAUCCUUACGAAAGAUGAUGUCUACAAAAACGUGAAAGCCGAUUGGGAGAAGGCAAUGGCUGCUUAAUGCCUGCCGCCACGUUGUCCAGCUACCAUAUUCGGUAUUUAUAUUCCUCAUAAGCUGUUAUUAUUUUAGCCUUUUGUACAGAAUACGGAUGUCCUGCGCCGCGACUAGUAUAGACUCAAAUUUGAAUAAAUAGGUAC
Molecule: messenger RNA, 1699 nt
Organism: Pseudogymnoascus verrucosus
Lineage: Eukaryota; Fungi; Ascomycota; Leotiomycetes; Thelebolales; Thelebolaceae
Exons: 5
Coding region: 219-1562 (447 amino acids)
Molecular function (GO): dipeptidase activity
Source: RefSeq, a predicted model, not a curated record